GACCAGUUCCAUCGUCACACAAACCAAGCACAAUGUCGAGCAAGACUAUCAUCGUUACCGGUGCCUCUCGAGGAAUCGGCCUCGCCAUCGCGAAAUACCUCCUCACCGCACCCCAAUCCCACAAUGUUGUCGUGAUCGCUCGUAGUCGCGAACCCCUCGAGAAGCUCAAGGAGCAAUACAGCAAGCAGGUCGAAGUGCUCAAUGGAGACCUGGCCGAUUUCUCCCUCGGUCAGAAGGCCGUGGACCUGGCUCUCAAGUCCUUCGGCCGUCUGGACGGCAUGGUCCUCAACCACGGCAUGCUCGGACAAGUAGGCAAGGUCAAGGAUGCCGAUUUCGCGCAAUGGAAGCACGCAUUCGAUGUGAACUUUAUCAGUCUUACUGCUUUCAUCAAAGCCGGUCUUCCCGCCCUCCGUGAAUCCAAGGGAAAAAUUAUCUUCACUUCGUCGGGUGCUGCCGUCACAGCUUAUAGAGGAUGGGCUCUUUACGGUGCGACCAAGGCGGCUAUGAACCACCUCGCUUUGAGCUUGGGAGAGGAAGAACCCGAGGUCACUUCGAUUUCUAUCCGGCCUGGUAUGGUUGACACCGAGAUGCAGCGGGAGCUGCGUGAGGACCACGCUACGACUCUGGAGCCGCAGAUGCAUGCCAAGUUUACGACGGUCCACAAGGAUGGCAAGCUCCUUAAGCCAGAGCAGCCGGGCCAUGUAAUGGCGAAGCUGGUGUUGGACGCUCCUAACGAGCUUACUGGGAAAUUCUUCACGUGGAACGACAAGGCUCUUGAGGCGUUCCAGGAGUAGAUUACAACUAGAUGAUUCUUAUGAAGACAGUCAGUAUAUACCGUCAACAAAACUCAAUAUAGAACAUAUUGCGAAAUAGAAUACAAAUCAG
Aspergillus costaricaensis CBS 115574 is the source of this 885-nucleotide messenger RNA. RefSeq names its product SDR family oxidoreductase. Gene Ontology annotation, molecular function: oxidoreductase activity, acting on NAD(P)H, oxygen as acceptor. Bases 33 to 794 code for a protein of 253 amino acids. The transcript is spliced from 4 exons. Lineage: Eukaryota; Fungi; Ascomycota; Eurotiomycetes; Eurotiales; Aspergillaceae. The record is from RefSeq and is a predicted model, not a curated record. Gene Ontology annotation, cellular component: intracellular anatomical structure.